Messenger RNA from Puccinia triticina, 705 nucleotides. RefSeq lists its product as uncharacterized. Gene Ontology annotation, biological process: small GTPase-mediated signal transduction. The coding region runs from base 1 to 705 and encodes 234 amino acids. Lineage: Eukaryota; Fungi; Basidiomycota; Pucciniomycetes; Pucciniales; Pucciniaceae. The transcript is spliced from 9 exons. Gene Ontology annotation, molecular function: GTP binding; GTPase activity. The record is from RefSeq and is a predicted model, not a curated record.
AUGUCGGAUUUAUGUCUGAAACCUUCGAACUCAAUCAUUAACUCAAUUUCGACAUUUGGCCACAAGAAAAGUAUCAGUAGAAAAAUAUUGGUUCUGGGGGAUGAAUCAAUUGGAAAAACAUCUUUAUUGCACGUUUAUGCAAGGGAUCAUUUCCCGCAAGUCUUUGAGCCUACUGUCGUCGAAAAUCACACGAUAGAUGUCUUGGUGGGCGACCAAAUCGUUGAAUUAUCUCUUUGGGAUAAUGUUAACUUUUCAAGACAAGAUGAAGUUGGAAAAGCAGGGCCUUCAUCUUAUGCAAACGCCCAUGUGAUACUGCUAUGUUUUUCCGUGGACAAACCGACUUCGCUGAUGAAUACCGAAAAUAAGUGGUUGGAUCAAAUCAUUGAACAAUGUCCGGGGGUUAAGAUAUGUUUGGCAGCUUUGAAGUGCGAUUUGAGAGAUGACCCUGAAACAAGAGCUCACUUGGCAAAAUACAGUCAAAGACCGAUCGAUUAUGAACAAGGUCUCGCAACAGCACGGAGAAUUAGAGCAUCUCGAUACUUGGAAUGCUCCGCUAGACAAAAUCGUGGUGUCUCUGAAGCAUUUCUCGAAGUUGCUAAAGUUUCAAUCAGCUCGAAGUCUAAUUCAGUUUACAAUCUGAUCAGACCCGACAAUCGGUAUCUUAAAAGGGGGAAGAGUUCCACUCGUUCUUGUCUGAUUACUUAA